AGACCACAUAAGUCGUGAUCACAGGAAAAAUAAAUGCCGACAAAUCUAAUACCACGAUAGAAAAUGCGGAGGUUCAUCUACCUGACCAAAAGUCCUCCUUUGCUAGGAGGUGGAUUCCUAACUGGGAUCAGAAGUAUUUUACGGCUUUCGGUACUACUCAUCGAACCCGCUCUCGCGGAUCUCCCUGUCCACUGCCUCCGCUCUCAGGUCGCUGGAAAAUGGGAAUUCCGAAUCAGGAGCACUGGGCAACGGCGCUCAAGUUGCGGCCACGCACAUCCGGACAAUGCCGAUGAGGAGCCACAAAAUCUUUUCGGCACUGCUGCGCCUACGAGCCUUAGUUUCCGACUGGAAUAUCCAAAUGUCGCGUUACGUGCCUCCUCUAGAAGUGCGACUGGCACCAAGAGCAGCCAUGGCCAAUGGACCAUGGUUUACGAUGAAGGGUUCGAGGUACGCUUUGGCGCAGAGACGAUUUUCUCUUUCUCACGAUUCAUGCCCAAGUCCAUGUCCCCAUCCACUAGUAUGGUUCUAAAAACAAAUGGUACAACUACAGCUUCCCGCACUUCUUCGAUUACAAGAAACGACAACGCGGCAUCUUCCUCGCAGUGCGAUCAGACUCUUGUGGGUUGGUAUCACAACGAGGCCACUGGCGAGUGGGGAUGCGCACAGGGUCGUCGAGUUGACCACCCACCUGAGAAGAAGAAGUCUUUUUUAGAGGUCAACAACAACAAGGUUGAUCUUGCAGUUGUCCCACUUGUUCAUCCAGCGACUGAAGAUAUUGCCACCUCAACAUCAAAAAGCGCAGGACCUCCAGCAGAUGCAGAAGCAACAGUUUUGACUCCAACCGUACUCAACGCCAAGGCCGCGAAGCUGAACGCACAAGCGCUGGGCUUGUGGCAGGCGAAGGCGUACGUCGACACGUACGCAGGAUGGUCCUUCGCACAACUCAAUCGCCGAGCUGGCGUACUUAGACGAUAUCCCUCAGAGGGAGGAAGCAGAACUGUGGCGCAGAGGAAGAAUCAACAUGUUGCGUUGAUGCAGGAUUUGAUGCAUACGUGGAAUCUUCGAAACCAUGGAGAUACAGCAGAAUUCUCGACCGCAUCUUCCUUUGAGACGAGUUUUGAUAAAGCCUGCGACAACACAGAAGCCAAUGUCAAAAGUGCAAUCACCCCUUCGCUCCGCACGCGCUUCAUCAAACGGCAGCUGUCCCAUCGAAAUAAGGGACAAUCUGACACCACGUUUUCCGAACCAGUGAUGCAGAAUCUGAUGAUUCCAGGAUCAACUAAGUCAGAGUCUUCUUCUACCUCCGCUUCAUCUCCAAGUGAAGAAGACACGAGUCGCGAAUUUUCGGCUUGCACAUUACAGAAGUUGCUACGCGAACAGCUGGCGUCUGCGUCCUCUGCUACAUUUGAAAAUGAAGGGAGUGGUGCUGGUGCUAGAGCAGAUGGAAAAAAAACUCUAUGGGGACAUCAGCAGGUCUGUUUCUUUUUGUAAUGAGGACACACACUAGCCAAGGAUGAAGUCUAGGACCAUAACACAAACACGACUUACAUUUAAUUUCCUCCGAUUUCAUCAUCUGCGCACUACUAGUAGUACACUCCCAUUUCUUUUUAUCUCUCAUCUUCUCAUCGUCCAACUCCACCUCCACUCUAAAACCCGAAAAGGCCCUACCAAAAUCCUGGGAUUGGCGUGAUGUGGAUGGGAAAUCGUACGUUGAUCCUCCUAUGGACCAAAGCGACUGCGGUUCCUGUUACAUCGUCGCAACGACAAAAAUGUUGUCAGCUAGAAUGAGGAUCAAACUUAUGGUGAUGUUGUAAAACUUAAGCUAUAAUCAGCUCGAACAAUGAGGAUUAGGCAUAUGGAUGAUAAUGAUAUGCUGAUGUUGUAUGGUAGGACUUGUUAUUGUUGUCGUUUCUAUGAGUAUGAUCCACGACAUCUAUCAUGGAAUAAGUAGAUGAAAUGCAAAUGAUCGGGCUGUAGGACUGCAUGGGGAAGAUGGAUGUAAAUGUAAAUUGUAAAAGCAAAUCAAAUAUACAACAAGAUGCAGCCCAAGAGCCAUCUAUGUCUAUCUCCCAACAUUUCUAACCGGAAAAAGGAUCCUGUCGCCGAAGCGUUCUCGAUCGCUUUCCCCCUCCAUUGCAGCGAAUACAACCAGGGAUGUCAGGGUGGCUACCCCUUUCUAGCCUCCAAGUGGGCUCAAGACGUUGGCCUCAUUCCUGCUCGAUGCUUCCCCUACGCUUCUGCUGGAAAGAACAAAGGCGGCAAAAGCACUAACCUGAUGGCACAGCCAUCAUCGCCUACAGGAGCCACUUGUGCUGAUGUGGAUCGAGCCUGCGUUGAAGCAUACUUGCUGGAGGAGAAAAAUUCUACAUCUACGUUGUCUUCCGCGAUGUCGACAUCGUUGUCUUCCGCGUCGUCAGCACGGCAGAACAAGACUACCUUUACAACUAGUAGGGCGCCGGUGAUGGCCACCAAGUCCUUUUUACAGGAGAAGCAAAGGAUAAAGGCAGCUGCGAAAAAAACUAUGUACCGAGCGCGCAACUACCACUACGUUGGCGGGUACUACGGCGCUGCAAGCGCGCGCGAAAUCAUGCGAGAGCUACACGAGAACGGGCCCCUUGUGGUCAGUUUUGAGCCGUCAGAAGAUUUCAUGAUGUACGGUGGCGGCAUCUACUACAGUGGCUUCCUACAACCGAUAGAGGUGAAAACUGUGGAAGCAGCAGCAGAGGACAGAACAGCUGGGGACCAGAGUGGGGAGAAGGACGAGGCUACACUGAAGAUGAGUGAGAAAACCACUUCUACACUGAAGAGGUCAUCUUUUUCCAGUACCACGACAUUUGAUGAAGCUUCUAGUCCAGAAUGGAUUAAAGUUGAUCAUGCUGUGUUGUUGGUGGGAUGGGCAGAAGAGCUUGGGCAGAAAUACUGGAUCAUCCAAAACAGCUGGGGACCAGAGUGGGGAGAACAAGGCUACUUUCGAUUAUGAAGGCUAUUGUCUAUAUGCCAUUGAAGGCUAUUGUCCUCUACAGAUCAUCUGUAGACGUACUUCUAAGAUUACAGAUCAUCUGUAGAAGUCCAUCGAAGGCUAUUGUCUACAGAUCAUCUGUAGGAUUAUUACUUAACCAUUCACGGCUAUUGUCCUCUACAGAUCAUCUGUAGAAGUCCAUCGAAGGCUACUGUCUACAGAUCUGUAGACGUACUUCUAAGAUUACAGAUCAUCUGUAGAAGUCCAUCGAAGGCUAUUGUCUAUAGACCUGUAGACGUACUUCUAAGAUUACAGAUCAUCUGUAGAAGUCCAUCGAAGGCUAUUGUCUACAGAUCAUCUGAAGGCUAUUGUCCUCUACAGAUCAUCUGAAGAACUUCGUACUUCUUAGCACUUGUUGAUUUUGAAUGCCAAGGUUUGAUUGGUAUUGGUAUUCGUUCAGUCUAGCCUAAAUUAUUUGUAGAUUGAUGAUUGUGCAUGUACCUGUGAAGAAGACAUAGUCGCUACAAGUACAACCACAACAAAAAGGAAAUCAUUCUAAUCCAAAUAGCACGUGGAAUCAACGAUUCGGGCAUCGAGUCGAUUGCAGUAGCUGCUGACGUUGAGGUUGCAGACGUUGGUAAGGACGAUGUGCCAGACUCUUUGACUUCGUUUCUUGACGAGGCAGAACUAUGA
Amoebophrya sp. A25 is the source of this 3652-nucleotide messenger RNA. The record is from the annotation of a GenBank genome assembly. NCBI's taxonomy places the organism in Eukaryota, Dinophyceae, Syndiniales, Amoebophryaceae.